This is a messenger RNA of Calliphora vicina (urban bluebottle blowfly), 3004 nucleotides long. RefSeq lists its product as uncharacterized. Bases 78 to 2687 code for a protein of 869 amino acids. The transcript has 5 exons. The record is from RefSeq and is a predicted model, not a curated record. Lineage: Eukaryota; Metazoa; Arthropoda; Insecta; Diptera; Calliphoridae.
ACAGCCUUUUUUUUACAUUUAAACGACUUUGAAAAUUAAGCCAAAGAGAAAAUAAACUGAUAAUUUGUUAACAAAAUAUGCUUAAAUCGAAUCGAAUCCAGGCCCUUUUGGGUCUGUUAGCUUUAUAUCUAUGCUGUAGCAUAGAUUCAACACAAGCCCAAGAAAAUGCCCAACUACAAAUACCUCCCUCUUUGGUGGAGUGCUACAAUACCUCCUACUAUAUGGAUCGUUCCAAUCGUUUGCCCGCAAAUAUUGAAACUCUUAUAACGCUCAUAGAAAAAGUAGAGAAUUCGUAUGGUUUCAAUCAGGAUAUGCGCCAAUUGGCUGUUUCAUUGACACAUCGUUUUCGUCAGGAUGGCAUACAAAGAGCUAACGGAGUAACCGCCAAUCCAGGUGUUAUACCCUACAGUCCUACCGGUUUCCAGUUUCCCAAAUUUCGCAUUUUACUGCAACGUUUAAUACCAGGCAAUGCCUUUAAUUUCCCCAACAAUUCGCUCACCAGUGAGGAGAGAUGCUCUCUGCACUUUAUGCUUUCCAGUUCGUUUGAUACACGUGUCAGAGGCGAUGAGAAUACCGUAUGCAGCAAUUUGGCUCAAUAUAGAGCCCAACGUUUACCACGAGCUCCCAAUAAUCCUCAGCAAAGACGCAGUAAUUUCAUAGGAGAUGUGGAAAUUUUGGAUAGCAUACAAUCUGAAGCAGCUAAACGUGGUGCUCCUUUGCAAUCAGGUCCACGUGUUAAUCCCAAUGCCAAGUCAUAUGACUACGAAUAUGGCUGGAGUGAUUAUGGCUAUAAUAAUAAUGGCGGCAGUAGUAAUAGCAUCAGCCAGUGUCCGGUGGAAAAUGGUGUAAUACGUACGCAAUGGGGCACUGUGGCCGCUGGUACUUUAUUAGCAGGCAUUGCUGCUGGUCUGCAACCCCAGACAGUGCCCUUGAGAACUCUAUUAUCCAUGGCCUCACGUCGCAAUGGUUACCAAAAUAUGCCUCAAAUAGCCACCGUUAACGUAGACAAUAGAUGGGCCGCCACUGUAGCUGGUGAUUUGGCUGAGGUGGCUUUGGUGCAAGUACCGGUUUCAACUAACGAACAGGCCACCGUGGGUGCCAUUGGUGCCUGGAAUAGCACCGUUAUGCCCAAAUGGUAUUUCCUUUCCCAGCGACAGAACCUAGAGAUGACCGAUGCUGAAAUUCGUGGUGGCAUUGAUGGUCUUAUUUUGGCCCUCAACAUUGCCCAAUGGCGUAAUCAAGUGAGCACUUUGAAAUUGUCCCAAUUGCUGCGCAUGUACUAUUCAUUGGAUGGUGUUUUGGGCAGCGGCAUUAUGGCCUGCAAUCGCAUGACUACCUUCCAAGGUAUUACCAAUUAUCAGCAAACCAUGAUGGCUCAGACUUCAGCUUUUGCCCAGGUUUUGGAUCGUGAAAUGCAAUUGGUGGUUACCUUGUCACCGGAUUCUAUUGCCAAUUUCUCGCUAUCGGCCACCAAUGCUUUGAUCAGUUAUUUGCCCAUGAAUGAUCCUUUGUGUUCGGUAAGCAGUGCUUUGCCUCAGGAUGUCUCACAAACCAUAACACCCAUGACAAAUAUCUAUGUGUAUAUGGAUACCACUUGGCCAUUCUAUCAAGUGCAGGAUUAUGUCAACUAUGUCCUGGACAAUUUAAAUAUCAAUCCUUAUGCCAGUUCUGUGACUUUGCUAGCGGCAGCAGAUGGUUCCAUUAUAGUUAAUACCACCAAUUAUAUUACGGAUAUAUUCCAGGGUUGGAAUUAUACCACACACAAUAACUAUACCCAGGGCUUUAAUUUGCCCAUAGUUUUGCAAAGCAUACAAAAUAUGACCUAUCAGUAUAUGAACAGUCAACAGGCCAAUUCUACGGUGGGCGGACGCUCUUUGAUAGCUUUAAUGGUGCCCUAUAUGGCAACAGUUAGUGCUUCGGAUUCGAAUUAUGCCACCAACCAGUUGCAAACCAUUAACGAACAAGUACCCGAUCUACGUUUUAUUUAUUAUGCUGGCGGCACUAUUACACGUUUCUCCUCGUUUGUGCUGAAUCCCACUAAGGAUUUGUUCUCCCUGAGCCCCUCUUCAAGUGCAGCCACGGCCGGAGGUCCUGUGGUCAUGAGAAUUAAAAAGAUACCACGCCGUUUAACCAAUCCUCGCUGUGGAUCCUCUUGGUAUACAUCCACUUGGGGCACUGAUCAAUUGCCACAAUAUGCCCGUCCUGGUGUCACCAAUUUUUAUCGCAUGAUGCCUAAUUAUUUCUAUGGUGCUGGCAGUGGUCGUUACUUGAAUAUACAAUCACAAAAUUCAGUGCAAUUUACAGUGUGCACCUCACGCUCCGUGGAACUGCCCCAACAAAAUGCCACCUCCAGCAAUUCGGAUGUCACCUGCAGCCAAUUGCAGGGCAAUACCUUUUCAUAUGAUUUAUCAAAUGCCUGCAAUGGUUACUACACCAUACAUCAAUGUCCUCCUCUCUAUGUAUCGGUACAGGCUCCAUCCACCUCAUCUUCUUCCUCGUCUUCGUCUGGUUUUGGCAACGGUGGCAGCUCAUACGCCACUAUCUGCACCGAUGCUGCCUGCCAAACACCCGAUCAAGCCCGCUAUGUAAUGUCAGUGGUUAAUUUGGGCUGCUAUAGUGGUGUGUCUGCUUUAACGGCCAGUUUUGCCACCCUUGUCCUGGUGUAUUUGUUGAGUAAACUUUUCUAAAUUAUUUACGCAAUUUGAUCAAAAUUAUCUUUGUAACCCAGUUCAUUAUUGAACCCAACAAACUGAGUCAAACCAUCUAUAUUUUUCAAUUAUUAAGCGAAUCAUUUUCACCUAGUUUUUAUUUCUAUAAAUAUUACCAAGGAAAUCGUUUUUUCUUUUUAUUUCUUUUACAUUUAUCACGACUACACAAUUUUACAAUAUAUAAUUUUAUGUUUAUUUUAAUUUAAUAUUUAAGUAAAAUUUAUAUAAAAGCAAAAACUUUUUCUAAUAAAACUUUUAACUUAAAGAAAAUUGGAUUUAAUCCAAAACAAAACAGA